ACUUCAAGGAUUGUCAUGACGUCAGGAUGGUAGGACCGGAUGAUUUCAUCAAGUCUCUCAGACAACAACUUCAUUUUGACAAGACUGCUAGCGCCGAAAAACUUCACAAGUACACUGUCACCAACGGAGAGCAACGUUGGCGUGCAUGCAACGUCAGAUUCUACUAACCAUCGACUUGGAACGCCACGAGUCUAAUUACUAUAGAUCUUUCGGUGCGACCAAUGUUUCCCAGGAAUCUCCAAAGUUUAGCGAUCUCUAUCUCGCCUGUCAUCGGGACCCGAAAUGCUGCAACAUCAUGCUUGACGAGAGGACAAUGACUCACUACGGUUUUACUCGCUGCGGCGCCUUUCCCCCUGUCAUCAAUGACGACUGUGUUGCACUGUCGUCGCUGACGAGUGAUCUCAUCGUCGUGGUCUACGCUGGUAACAGAGUCAAAGCUCGCUUCGCGGUUGGGCUUGGGUACUACCUUGGCAAACAAUGGGUGCAUGUUGUGUGUGACGAGGCAGGGGACAGUAAGCCGGAGGACUAUGCCAAGGAAGUCCAUGCACAACUGUGGAACGCGCGUGAGAAGCCUGCUAGUCACAUGCCUCAUGAAUCACAUCGACUACUCUGGUCCCCUUUUAGAACGGAGGUCGACUGUUACAUCAAGCAUGCCCACCUGCCGCGGUCGAUUUAUGCUGCAAAAAUAAUUUAUGGCGAAUGGAAAGAAGGCUACACCACGGUCACUAUCGACGUUGAACAAUGCACCGGGUGCUGCUAUGGGCCCUUCAAAUGGAGGACCACUGCGAACGCUACAGAUUGUCUUUACAUGUCCGGUUUCUUGAAAAUCGAUAGUGCCUACAACCAUGGACACUGGUUACUUGUUGAUGGGGUUGAAGUACAGCUUCUCGAAUGUAUUUCCCAGAAGAUCGCACUUGGCGACUAUGGCGAUUGGGAUCACGACAACGAACGCUUCAGACGUGAUGGUAAUAUCUUCGAAGAUAUCCCUUCUCUGCCGGAUCAACUCGGAAUUGACACAGAGAAUUCCGCUCAUCGCCCAGUCGAGCGAAUGAUCUCCGAUGUUAAUGGGACAGAUGACGUCGUAAAAACAUUCACUGGUUUAUCCACUAGCCCUGCUUUGGUAUUGCGCCGACCGAUCGGCUUGUCACUCCCAAACAGUCUACAGCUUGUUCAGCUCCUGAAGACCUUAUCUACGCGCCUUGCGGACAAAUACCUAGUGACGACAAUCGUGUUAUGCUCAGCAUACAGUACAACUAAUUCCAGCAGUGAGCGGGCUGAGAAGAAUAAGCCAGCUGAGAGCAGGCCCUCUGGGACUCAGUCCCCGUCUACAAAAUUAUGCAACACCGCCAUCUUGUAUGGCAUUGCCCAGCCCCAGGUAUGGCGUCGAGAUGCAGCCGAUAACGAGAGGAAGGAUUCGUUUGAAGAAAUUCGUGAACAAUUCCAUGCUCUACUGAACUCGGUACGUUUUCCCGGAAACCACUCGACGGCUGGCAAGUCGGGUGCCGAGGCUAAGAAAUUUUUCUCGGAUAUGUUCGGUGUUGAGUAUUUGCGAAGCUAUGUUGGUGAUAUCACUUUCGAGGAGUUCACAUCGAUUUUAGAACGUCAUUCAAGCCGCGGACCGUCAACGCCAAAAGAUACACCCCCGGCAAAGUGCGGUAAUCUGGCUGAUAACUUCGAGGCAGUGCAGGAUCCACGCGUUGACGCUGUGGUAGAGAAAAUGCUAAAGGUUAUGCGAAGGGAGAGGCCAAAUCUUGAACCUUCCAACAGGGAAAAAAUAAAGCGAGAGGCGGUAUCAAUAUCACAAACUCUUGGAUUUAGGGUGCUUAAGGAAUUCGUCGCUGCCGAUGCACGCCUGCACUGUAGUUCAGCGGCACAUGACAAGGCAACAUGCAACGUUGACUAUGACCGCUACACCACAGGUAUCAGUUCAGGGUUACAACAAAUAGAAUCCUCCCAGGCGAAACUCGAUGCGUCGAGCGACGAGGACGAAAAACGAGCACUCGCAGAAGACAUCACGGGAAAGAUUCUAUGGCUGUGCUGGCUGGGUAUUUUUCUAGAAGUGGGUCACGUGCCAAAGAAGGUUAUCGAUCGUAUUGUAAGAGACAAAAAGGUGUCUUACCAAGUGGCGGAGACGCGAGGGCGGGCCCUGCAUGAAAACAUAGAGAUAUUCCAAGAAGCACUUGCUGAACCUGUAAAAGACGAUCAGGCUCACUUGCGGCGGAUCAUGGCCGAUGCAGAAGCAGGCACUUCGAAAUACGACUUGCUGCAUUCUCUCUGAGCUGGUUUCGGGAGGUCACAAGAAAUUAGAGUUACCGCAGACACGUGAAACUCACGUACUCCUCCAGCUGUGCCUGUACAGUGU
Messenger RNA from Pisolithus orientalis, 2362 nucleotides. RefSeq lists its product as uncharacterized. The record is from RefSeq and is a predicted model, not a curated record. The transcript has 17 exons. Lineage: Eukaryota; Fungi; Basidiomycota; Agaricomycetes; Boletales; Pisolithaceae. Bases 146 to 2278 code for a protein of 710 amino acids.